Sinocyclocheilus rhinocerous is the source of this 2012-nucleotide messenger RNA. RefSeq names its product molybdopterin synthase catalytic subunit. Gene Ontology annotation, cellular component: molybdopterin synthase complex; molybdopterin adenylyltransferase complex; cytosol. Gene Ontology annotation, molecular function: molybdopterin synthase activity. The record is from RefSeq and is a predicted model, not a curated record. The coding region runs from base 88 to 534 and encodes 148 amino acids. The transcript has 5 exons. Gene Ontology annotation, biological process: Mo-molybdopterin cofactor biosynthetic process. Lineage: Eukaryota; Metazoa; Chordata; Actinopteri; Cypriniformes; Cyprinidae.
CUGGGAGAGCAGCCCUUGACCCUCAGAGACGGGGACGAGGUGGCCGUUAUACCGCCCCUUAGUGGAGGCUAAAGAAAUUAUCAAGGUAUGGCUGCAGAUGGGGGUCAGGAUCUAAUUACACUCACUACUGACAAGCUUUCUGCUGAUAGUGUUUCUCAGUCUGUUACGUGUCCCUCCUGUGGUGCUGUAUCGCUGUUUAUUGGAACUACCAGAGAUAAUUUUGAGGGGAACAAAGUGAUCUGGCUUGAAUAUGAAGCAUACAGUCCAAUGGCAGAGUCAGAGCUCAGGAAGAUCUGCCGUGAGAUCCGGACAAAGUGGCCCAGCGUCAGACACAUUAACAUUCAGCAUAGACUUGGUGUGGUUCCUGUAACAGAAGCAAGUGUUAUUAUAGGGAUCUCGUCACCGCACAGAAGUGAUUCCCUGGAGGCGGUGAAGUACUGCAUCAACACACUCAAAGCUACUGUGCCAAUCUGGAAAAAGGAAAUAUAUGAGUCUGGGGAGCCGUGCUGGAAAGAGAACAAGGAGUGUUUGUAGCCGGAUACUGGGAAAGAUCCCAAACCAAGUUGAACCAUUAACUAGCAAAUGAGCUACAGUAAAUCUCAUGAAGCAUCAAGAGGUUUUUAUUGAAAAAAUACAAAGCUCAAAGUUUUCCUGUAACACCUGAUGAAACAAAGAUUUUAAUCAAAAGAGCAUAUUCUACUCUUCUCUUGAAUAGAAAGUCUUAAAAAAAGUACCAGUGCAAAAACAUUAUGUAAAUAUUAAGGGAAAUCGUUGUCGUUUAUGUUGCCUUCGAUAAGUCGGGCCUCAAAGAUUUCCUAAAAACGCCACAUAACAGCAUCAGUAGAAGUUAAACCCUGAAUUCAUGUAGCAAUUUACUGACAACACUUUCAUAUACAUGCAAAUAUGUUUGACAUUUCAGAAGAUUUGACUACAUCAUAUAAUGCUUAGAUCAUUUGUUAAUGCAGUCAAAUAGUUUGAAAUGUCAUUAUACAUUUGCGGAUAACAUUAAGCUGUAUUUUAUGUUUAUAAAUGGCAAGUUAGUAAUAAGAAACAAUGCAGACAACACUUUAAAAAUGAACAUCUUGCAUUAUUACAUAAUUUGUUAAUGUAAGAUUUAAUGUUAAGUUUUUAAAGUGUUUCUUAUUACUAACUUGAUUCAUUUGUGCAAGUAGUCUCAAUCAUUUAUUUUCUCAUGCAGUGUUAAUCCAUUUCCCUGAUGUGUUGCAUACAGUGGCACUGCUUACUACUGGAGUUAUUUGCUCAUGUUUACAUAGUAUGGACAACAGUGGCAGCGGUAGAAUUCACAAAAAACCUGCUUUACCAGUGUAUUGCUGCUUUGGGCAUAAAACAUUUUUGAGUUUGCAAUUUGGUAUUGCUGAAAUGGUCUCACUACAAUUUUGUGAAGGCUUCUUUUCACUGAUACUGUAUAAUUUGGAACAUAUGCCUGGUAUGCUUUAGAAUUUUGGGGAAUUUUAGUACUCCAGUAUAUAAAAUAAAUGAUCAAAUUUGUUCAAUUAAGUUAGUCAAUGACUCAAAGGUCCAUUUACAUAUAUGCCACCAAUUAUCUCUUUAGGCCUAGUAUGUUAGGGUAUGCAUACAUCUAAAAUAUUUGGUAUGGUGCGUGACCCUGUAUGCACAUUCAGCCCAAUUUUUCUUAACCAUUUGUGCAAUGUAGUUAUGGGGAGUCGACGCCUAAAGCUGAUUCCUUGACUCUGAAUAGCCAUAGUCUUGGGGUCAACUCUAGCACAGGAAUCGACUCGUUGUCGACGCCAUUGCUGUGUCUGUAAUUCCUCACUCAUUCACUAGUCCCUAUAUAGUACUCGCCAGUUGAGUGCACUAUAUCUGCAAGGAGUGAACCAAAUAAAGCCAGGAAAUCGGACACUGACUGCACUGGGUUGACACAGAAACAACUGUCACAAUGCCCUCACCCGGCCAUUAUAUUAAUUCGAAGAAUAUGUUCUCUCUCAUUCAUUUAACUCUGACAUGGCUGUUGUAUGUAUUGGCAACAACUA